This is a messenger RNA of Sparassis crispa, 1059 nucleotides long. RefSeq lists its product as hypothetical. The record is from RefSeq and is a predicted model, not a curated record. NCBI's taxonomy places the organism in Eukaryota, Fungi, Basidiomycota, Agaricomycetes, Polyporales, Sparassidaceae. The transcript is spliced from 8 exons. The coding region runs from base 1 to 1059 and encodes 352 amino acids.
AUGUACGACAUUCCCCUCGUCUCUGCCAACCUCGCAUCUGUGCCACUGGUAUCGCUUUUCUACGGGAUAUUCGUUGUCUUCUUCUGCACAUCCUCAUACCUCAUGGUACGGCGUCAAGGCCGGCUGAAUGUUGGAACAUCGCGGCUCAAGUCUAUCUGGAAGAUGCCUUUAUUCAUUGCGGGAAUAUUGCUCUUCAUCACUAUUACUGGGCACUGGAUACUCCUGGUACACCGCUCGUUUAUGGCCUUCGUGUACUUUGACGGUGGUGCAUCUCCGCUUGAGUUCUACAUGAACGUGGGUGCAGUGACGGCAAUUGCAGAGAUAGUGUUUCUCGUUUCGACGCUGACGAUCGAGAAUGCUGUGAUUGUAUACCGCCUUUGGAUCAUCUGGAAGCACAACAAGUAUGUCAUGAUUAUCCCUGUCUGUUCAUUUCUCGUCAAUGUCGCAUGUCACGUGGUCGUUGUUUACCAGUAUGCACAAUAUCACAUGGGUCAGAAUGUAUUUGGUGCCAGCAUUGGACGGUGGGUCACAAUAGAUUACGUCUGCAGUCUAUGCACCAACUUGUACUGUUGUGUGCUGAUUGUUUGGCGCCUAUGGCGUGUCAGUCAUAGGUCAGAGCCCGUUGUGGGCACGUGUAUGUUGUGGACGUUGUCUGUCUUCAUCGAAAGUGCCGCCUUCGAUGUGGCAUUGCUGAUUGUCUCUAUGGUACUCUACGAACUCGGGUUGAACGUGCAGUACAUUAUCGGCGUCAUGAUGUCGCCGCUGUCUGGCAUCACCUUUAUGCUCAUCAACGUCCGCGUUGGUAUGGGCUACGCGAUGCAUUCACAGGAGGAAGAUGUAAAUGGCCCUACUAUACGUCCAUCUGAGGCACGGCAGGGAGGACAUACCACAAUGUUCGCGAUGGAUCCGCUCGUUAUCGACAUUUCUCAGCCCGUGGAACACCACUUGAGACAAGCAGCGAUCUCGGUCGAAAGAUCAAGAUUUGCGGAGUGUAAGAAUGCGGAUGGAAAGGGAUACGACAUGGGGCGGGAUGGUAGUGCGAUGGACUCAAUGGUUUAA